This is a messenger RNA of Lizanozyma spartinae, 3030 nucleotides long. RefSeq lists its product as uncharacterized. The coding region runs from base 1 to 3030 and encodes 1009 amino acids. The transcript is spliced from 2 exons. The record is from RefSeq and is a predicted model, not a curated record. Gene Ontology annotation, molecular function: carboxypeptidase activity. NCBI's taxonomy places the organism in Eukaryota, Fungi, Ascomycota, Pichiomycetes, Serinales, Debaryomycetaceae.
AUGGAAGACGCGUAUGUCAAAGUCCUUGAGGAAACAAAUUACGCUAGAAAUUGGUCUUUGAAGUUCACAGAACACCCUCAUCUUGCAGGUAGUAGUUCCGGGCUCUCGUUGGCCGAAUGGACUCAGACCCAGUUUAAAGAGUUUGGCUUGUCUAAUGUUGAAAUUAAGCCUUAUUAUGUGUACACAAACUUCCCCUUGGACCAUCUGCUUAGCAUGGUGACGCAGAAAGGCGAUGUCGUAUACCAAGCCUCAUUAGAAGAAGAUGAACUUGCACAGGAUCCAAGUUCUUGGAGAAAUAACUCUGUUCCCACGUUCCAUGGCUAUUCCGCCAGUGGAAAUGUGACAGGUCAAUUCUUCUAUGCUAAUUAUGGCCGUAAGGAAGAUUUUGAAAAGCUACAAGAUGAUGGAAUUGAUAUGAAGGGGAAAAUAGCUAUAGUUAGAUAUGGCUAUACAUACCGAGGGUUGAAGGUGAAAUUUGCUCAAGAACACGGUUGUAUUGGUGUAGUGAUGUAUCUGGAUCCUGGAGAUGAUAUGGGGGUUACUCCUGCGAAUGGGUUCAAACAAUAUCCAGAUGGUCCUGCUAGACACGAAUCUUCAGUACAAAGAGGAAGUGUGUUGUUCUUAAGUUAUGGAGUGGGGGAUCCUACAACUCCUGGUUAUGCUUCAAGUUCUCCAGAUGUUGCAAGGAAAGACCCUUCCCAUGUUCUUCCUCAUAUUCCCAGUUUACCUGUUAGUUACAGAGACAUCUUACCCAUUUUACAACAAUUGAACGGUCCUAUCCCCAAGCAGAAGGACUGGAUAGGUGAACUACAAGGUUACAACUACUCCAUUGGUCCAAGCGAUGAAUCAGCCCCCCAAUUAAACUUAUACAACCUUCAAAAAUAUAACGUUACCCCAAUCUGGAACGUGAUGGGGGAGAUUAAAGGUAUAUUUGAUGAUGAAGUGGUCGUUAUUGGUAACCACAGAGACUCCUGGGCAGGUUCUGCUGGAGACCCUAAUUCUGGAUCUGCUACCAUGUUUGAAAUCAUUCGUGGGCUCCAGGCUAUCAAGAGAACUCAUCCAGAAUGGAAACCUUUGAGGACGAUUAUUUUUGCAUCAUUUGAUGGCGAAGAACAAGGAAUGCUUGGAUCCACUGAAUGGGCCGAAGAUCUCCUGAAGUCGUUGCAAAAGAAAGUUAUUGCCUAUUUGAAUAUGGAUAUAGCAGUUGGAGGGUCUGCACUCACACUAUCACUGUCACCAGUUUUGAAUAAAGUAUUAAUGGAAUGUGCAAAGAAAGUUACUUAUCCCAGACCGACUGAAUCGGGUAGGACUAUUACUCUUUAUGAACACUAUCAAUCAGGACCCUUUGAAGGUAAGAUUGAUAUUCUAGGCAGUGGAUCAGAUUUCACUGUGUUUUUGGAACAUUUAGGUAUCCCAUCUAUGGAUGCUGGGUUCGGAUCCGGGUCAAAUAAAGAUCCUGUGUAUCAAUAUCAUUCAAACUAUGAUCUGUUCUAUUGGAUGGAUACCAUGGCCGAUCCUGGGUUCAAAUUGCAUAAUGCCAUGGCUCAAUAUUUAGGCUUGGUGCUCUUGGAGUUGAGUUCUCGUGAGGUUAUCAACUUUGAUGUUACAACAUAUGCCAAUGAUAUUCAUGGAUAUUUCAACGAUACUCUUGAGUCCGCUCCCAAGGAAUGGUUUAAGAAACCCACUAAUUUCACUUUAAUUCAUCGGAGCCACCACAAUAACCCCCAUUUCAAAGACUUGGUACAACUAACUCAUGCGGCAUUGACAGUGUUCACCAAGAUGAGCACCAAGUUUGAUAAGUACAAGGACCAACUUCAAGUCAGACUAGAUAAAAACGAUAAGCUUUCGUUCUGGGAAAAGGUGUGGUUGACUAUCAGAUUGAAACAUGUCAACUUAAGACUUAAAUACUUGGAAAGACAUUUCAUUCAUGAAGGCGGACUUAAGGAUAGAAGUUGGUUCAAGCACAUUAUAUUUGCCAGUGGAAGAUACACGGGUUAUGAAGGUCAACUGCUUCCAUGUAUCCGAGAAGCCAUCGAAGACGAUUUGUUUGAAGAUGCUGUACUGCUGAUCAAUGUAUUACUAAAGACGAUAGCUAGGGUGACCGAUGCUGCUAUGCAGUUGAUAAACAAGUACGAUAACUUUUUGUUUGAUUGUGACGGAGUUAUAUGGCUAGACGAUGUGGCCAUCAAAGGAGUCAAAGACACCAUAGAAUACUUAUCACUGUUGAACAAGCAAGUAGCCUUUGUCACCAAUAACUCGUCCAGAUCGAGAGACUACUACAUGAAGAAGUUUGAGCGUCUCGGAUAUACAAACGUAUCUAAAGACCGAAUCUUUCCAACUUCGUAUGCUGCAGCAGUACACUUAAAUAAUGAGCUAGACAUUCCUGAAGGUUCUAAGGUCUGGGUUCUAGGAGAUCAUGGAAUAGAGGAAGAACUAAGGGAAUUCAAUUAUAUUCCUGUGGGUGGUUCAAGUGUUGAAUUGGAUGGUCCAUUUGAUGAUAAUAGCCCUCUAUUGGUACCUGAUCCAGAGGUAAAGGCAACUGUGGUUGGUUCUACCAAGAGCAUCAACUAUAUGCGAAUAUCUCUGACAUUACAGUACUUACUUGAUCCCAAAAUGCCCUUCAUAGGUACCAACAUAGAUAGGGUUUAUCCGGGACCCAAGGGACUUAUUUUGCCAGCUGGAGGUUCGGUGGUUAACUUCAUGGAAUACACUUCUCAUCGUGAUUGUAUAAAUGUGGGGAAACCAAGUAGAAUUCUUUUAGAUGAUAUCUUGAAGAUAUGCAGGUUUGAAAGAGAAAGAACCAUUAUGGUUGGUGAUACUUUAUACACUGACAUCAAGUUUGGUAAUGAUGGAGAACUUGGAGGUACAAAUGGCUCGUCCUUAUUGGUUUUAACAGGACAAACCAAGAAACUGACAUUAGAUAAGUUUCUUGAAGAUCCUAAUGAAGUGGCUGUAUUUGAUGAUACCAUGAUUCCACUGUAUGUGAUCAACAGUUUUGGUGACAUUAUAGAAUUAAUAAAUAGAGAAUAG